Plenodomus lingam JN3 is the source of this 4185-nucleotide messenger RNA. RefSeq lists its product as uncharacterized. The record is from RefSeq and is a predicted model, not a curated record. Gene Ontology annotation, molecular function: lipid binding. NCBI's taxonomy places the organism in Eukaryota, Fungi, Ascomycota, Dothideomycetes, Pleosporales, Leptosphaeriaceae.
AUGGCCGCGCCGCUCACCCCGACCACCCCGACCGCCAAUGGCCACGCCCCAGUCAGCGACGAGGAUGCCAAAUGGGCGCGCGUCGGCUGGGCCCCGCGAUUCGGCAUGCCCGGCUCAGAGGACCCCGCCGGCGACGACGACGAGGGCACGCUGGCCGACCACCAGACCUGGCUCGAGAGCCGGAUCGAGGACAAGUUCUUUGGCGACUGGUACCACAACACGGGCAUCAUCCUCUUUGCCUGUCUGAGCUCGUGGGUCGUGGGCAUCCUCGGCGGCGGCCUCGGCUGGAUCUUCAUCUUCAUGGCCGUCUGCGGCACCUACUAUCGCACCUCGAUUCGCCGUGUGCGCCGCAAUGCCCGCGACGACCUCAACCGCGAAAUGGCCAAGCACAAGCUCGAGACGGACACGGAGAGCCUCGAGUGGAUCAACAGCUUCCUCGUCAAGUUUUGGCCGAUUUACGCUCCCGUGCUCUGCGACACCAUUGUCGGCACCGUCGACCAGGUCCUCUCCACCUCCACCCCGGCCUUUCUCGACAGCUUGAAGAUGAAGACGUUUGUCCUGGGCACCAAGCCCCCGCGUCUCGAGCACGUCAAGACGUACCCAAAGACCCAGGACGACAUUGUGCUCAUGGACUGGAAGUUCAGCUUCACGCCAAACGACACGGCCGACCUGACGGCCCGCCAGAUCAAGAACAAGAUCAACCCCAAGAUUGUGCUGGAAAUCCGCGUGGGAAAAGGCAUGGUCAGCAAGGGCCUCGACGUCAUUGUCGAGGACAUGGCCUUCUCCGGUCUGAUGCGCCUCAGGUUCAAGCUCCAGCUGCCCUUUCCGCACAUUGAAAAGGUCGAAAUGUCCUUUUUGGAGCGACCGACGAUUGAUUACGUUUGCAAACCGUUGGGCGGUGAGACGUUUGGAUUCGACAUCAACUUCAUCCCUGGCCUGGAGACGUUCAUCAUGGAGCAGAUUCACGCCAACCUUGGACCCAUGAUGUACGAUCCCAAUGUGUUCCCCAUUGAGAUUGCCAAGAUGCUCGCAGGCAACCCCGUCGAUCAGGCCAUUGGUGUCCUGCAGGUCCACUUCCACGGAGCCCAAGGGCUUAAGAACCCCGACAAGUUCUCGGGCACCCCGGAUCCGUACGCGACCGUCUCCAUCAACAAUCGCAAUGUAUUGGCCAAGACGCAGACGGUGCAUGAAAACGCCAAUCCACGCUGGAACGAGACGGUCAACAUCAUCAUCACUUCCCUUACGGACUCGCUGACGAUCAACAUCUUCGACUACAAUGACAUUCGCAAGGACAAGGAGCUCGGCACGGCCACGUUUGCGCUCGACCAGCUCGAACAGGAGACUGACCAUGAGAAUCUGCAUCUCGAGAUCAUGUCUGGUGGUCGGCCACGUGGCAUCCUUUCGGCCGAUGUACGCUUCUUCCCGGUCCUAGAGGGCACCAAGCUCGAAGACGGGACCCAGGAACCCGCUCCAGAGUCACGUACGGGCAUCUGCAAAUUCACAGUCGAACAGGCCAAGGACAUGGAUGGUAGCAAGAGUAUGAUUGGCCAACUCAACCCAUACGCAGUCCUGUUGCUCAACGGACGUGAGAUUCACAAGUCGCGAGUGAUGAAGCGAACGAAUCAGCCCAUUUGGCCAGACGCUACCAAGGAACUGCUCAUCACUGAUCGCAAGAAGGCGAAGCUGGGCCUGGUCAUCAAAGAUGAUCGCGAUCUCGCCGCCGAUGUCAUCCUAGGAACGUACCAGAUUGGCAUCGAUGACCUGCUCGAGCUGGGCGCAAAGGGUCACGAAUGGUUCAAUCUUGCCGGCACACAGAGUGGUCGCGCCAAGAUGAAGUUGGAGUGGAAGCCCGUUGCGCUCAAGGGUGGACUGGCUUCUGGAGGCUACUUGACGCCCAUUGGCGUGAUGAGGCUGCACUUUCAGAGCGCCCGUGAUCUCCGCAAUUUGGAGAAGCUGGGCAAAUCCGACCCCUAUGUCCGUGUACUCCUCUCGGGUAUCGAGAAGGGCCGGACGGUCACGUUCAAGAACAAUCUUGACCCCGAAUGGGAUGAGGUGGUGUACGUACCAGUGCACACCGCACGGGAGAAGUUGACGCUGGAGGUCAUGGACGAGGAGAAUCUGGGCCGAGACCGAUCGCUAGGGCAUAUUGAGAUUCUGGUGGGUGACUACCUGCGUCAAGAGGACAAUGGCGAGUACGCGGUACAUGAGCAGAAGCAGCCGACGGCGGGUGCACUGCGCAUGGCAGGCCAAGCGCAGCCAAAGGGUACCCUAAACUACACCUGCUCCUUCUAUCCCACCUACGCGACAUGGGAUCCGGACGAGGACGAGGAGGAAGCCGAAACGGUCGGCACGCCGAAUGGCAUCUCUAGAACAGCUUCCGUCCGGACUGCUGGGUCCAAGACUAGUCAUCAACGGGUUGCGUCUGGUGGAUCCGUCAUGGAUCGAUCACAGACGGCCGGCACCAUUUCGUCCAUGAAGUCUGGCGAAGGGGAUCUCGCCAAGCAACUGCAAGCGAAUGAAUUGCAACAGGUUGAAUCGAUACCGGAGAAGAAGCCGGUUGAGAAGCUGAAGCUUACUGCCGACGAUCUUCAGCACUAUGAAUCCGGCCUGCUUGUUUUCAAGCUGAUUGACGGCGAGUUUUCGAGGACGGGCGGCUACGUCGAUAUCCUUAUGGAUGAUAUGGCAUAUGCCAGCUACUCGAGUGCAAAGAUCAAGAGCAACCACACGACGUUUAAUGAAGUGGGCGACACCAUGAUUCGCGAAUUGGACUUUUCCAAGAUCACCCUUCGUAUCAUCGAGCACAUCGACAAGGACGGAGAUGGCGAUGAGGAUCAUGUCAUUGCCAAACUUACAGGGAACACGAUUGAUACGCUGCGCAGAUGUCUAUACACUCCAACGCAACUGGUCUUGAAGGACAAGAGCGGACGUGAGAACAAGAUUACCGUGAGCCUCAAGUACAUCCCGGUCAAGAUGCGUCUCGAUCCCAGCGAGUCCUUCAACAAUCAGGGUACUCUCCGUGUAGAUGUUCUGGAUGCAGCAGACCUACCAGCUGCCGACCGGAAUGGGUAUUCUGACCCAUACUGCAAAUUCGUCCUCAACGACAAGGAAGUCUACAAGACGAAGACGCAAAAGAAGACCCUCCAUCCUGCGUGGAACGAGUACUUUGAGGUACCGGUCCGCAGCCGGACCGCGGCCGAGUUUGUCGUCAAUGUAUACGACUGGGACUUUGGCGACAAGGCAGACUUCCUGGGCAAGUCGGCUAUCAAUCUGGAGAUUCUCGAACCCUUUCAACAACAAGAGGUUACCCUGCAUCUUGACGGCAAGUCUGGGGCAAUCCGCCUCCGCAUGUUGUUCAAGCCAGACUACGUGGUUCGAUCUCGGCAGGGAUCGAGUACCUUUUCCGGCACAUUUGCCGUGCCCGGAAAGGUUAUUGGUGCACCCGUCAAGGGCGUAGGAAAGGGUGCCGCCUUCGUUGGGGGCAAUGUUGUGCGCGCAGGCACCUUCCUCGGCCGUGGAUUCAAGCGUAGAAAGUCGCGCGGUGCUGCGGGAGAGGAGGAUGUUGAGCGUCCCGACUCGUCACCACGGCCAUCGGCUGACACGCCCAUGAUCUCGGUAGAAGGCGAUGGGAACGACAAUGGCACAGCCAGUAAAGAGAGCCCAUUGAACCACCACCGGCACCGCAGCUGGGGCGCGCAAAGCUUCCACAGCCGCCUUGGCGAUGGCACCCCAGGUGGUGGCGAGCCAGGCACAGCGACCCUCUCCGUCGUGAGCGCAGACGGGUUCCCCGUCAACACCAACCUGCGCGUGCACAUUCAGCUCGGCAAGAAGGAAAUCUACAAGACCAACCACAUCAAGACGGCCUCUGGCAGCGUCACCUACGACGACGAAACCUUUAGAGUCCCCUGCACCGCCGACGCCUUCUUCAAACUCGUCGUCAAGGACCACAGCAAAUUCGGCCGCGACGACGAGCUCGGCGAGGCCCAGUUUACGAUUUCCGACCAGGGCGCCGGGAGCGAGCAGAAUGUGGGCGUCGGCAAGGGCAUGGUUGUCCUGCGCAGCAGCUUUCAGCCCGCCGAUGAUGCCGCUAGCCAGGGCGGCAGCGCGAGUCCCCGGCCUGGGGGAUCGCGCAGGGGCUUGUUGAGUCGGGGUCGGGAUUCGCGCGAGAAGAGCGUGACGCCUGCUUAG